Lagopus leucura (white-tailed ptarmigan) is the source of this 1536-nucleotide messenger RNA. RefSeq names its product tripartite motif containing 13 (gene TRIM13). Bases 121 to 1461 code for a protein of 446 amino acids. The transcript is spliced from 3 exons. The record is from RefSeq and is a predicted model, not a curated record. Lineage: Eukaryota; Metazoa; Chordata; Aves; Galliformes; Phasianidae. Gene Ontology annotation, biological process: innate immune response; positive regulation of canonical NF-kappaB signal transduction; positive regulation of macroautophagy. Gene Ontology annotation, molecular function: zinc ion binding.
GCCCGAACCGCGACCAUUUUCUGCGGCGUCGCUGCCAUUUCGCGCAGGGGGGGCGCGGCGCCUGGCGGCCCGGGAGGGCCUUUCCAGCUUUCUGGAAGCUGUGCGUUUUGGAUCUUUCUGAUGCUCCUCAGAAGUAAAACCACCUUUGGCGGUGAAACAAUCAGUUCCAAGCGUGGCCGCUUUCCCCAGCUGCCUGAACAGCCGCUGGAUCCGGAGGGCAGUUGUGCGGACGUGAUGGAGCUCCUAGAAGAAGAUCUCACCUGUCCCAUUUGCUGUAGCCUGUUUGAUGAUCCUCGUGUCCUGCCCUGCUCACACAACUUCUGCAGAAAGUGUCUGGAGGGAAUAUUGGAUGGAAACGUGCGGAACGUGCUGUGGAGGCCAUCCCCUUUCAAAUGUCCCACGUGCAGGAAGGAAACUCCUGUUACUGGAGUCAACAGCUUACAGGUCAAUUAUUCCCUGAAGGGUAUCGUGGAGAAGUACAACAAAAUCAAAAUAACUCCAAAAAUGCCUGUGUGCAAAGUGCACAGCGGGCAACCCCUGAACAUUUUUUGCCGGACAGACAUGCAGCUCAUCUGUGGGGUUUGUGCCACCCGUGGUGACCAUACAAAGCACGUGUUCUGUUCCAUCGAGGAAGCUUAUUCCCAGGAGAAGCGGGCUUUUGAAACCCUGUUUCAGGGCUUUGAAACGUGGCGUUGUGGAGAUGCGCUCUCUCGGCUGGAUACCUUGGAAACCAGUAAGCGGAAAGCUCUGCAGAUGCUGACCAAGGAUUCUGACAAGGUGAAAGAAUUCUUUGAUAAACUGCAGCACACGCUGGAGCAGAAGCGAAAUGAGAUUCUCUCUGACUUUGAGACCAUGAAGCUUGCAGUGAUGCAGGCCUACGAUCCGGAGAUCAAUAAACUGAACUCGAUUCUGCAGGAGCAGCGGAUGGCUUUUAACAUUGCAGAGGCCUUCAAAGACGUGUCAGAACCCAUUGUAUUUCUGCAACAGAUGCAGGAGUUCAGGGAAAAAAUCAAAGUGCUCAGAGAAACCCCUUUACCUUGUUCCAGUGUGGACAUCACCCCUACAAUGAAGAGCUUUGAUACCAGCCAGUGGAAUGGAAUCAAAUUGGUUGACGUGGACAAACUUUCUUUACCUCAGGAAAACAGCAGUCUGAAAUUGAAGAUUCCCUCAGUCUUUUCACGCAGAUUUAUAGUAGCCUCUCUCAUCUGCUUGCUUAUUCUUGCUGUCACCAGAAUGUCUUUUGUGGAGUCUGUGGUUGACAACUUCCAGUGCUGGAAAUCUCAGUUCUUUACCAUUAGCUUGUCCUACCUGGCAGAUACGGUGGAGAUAGCUGAUCAUGCAGUCUUUUAUUGGGAACAGAUGACUGAUGGAGCCUCACUUCUGAGUGAGAAAUGUAAAAACUACACGUUGGUUGUACUGGAUAAUGUUGCACAGUUUGUGUGCAAGUAUAAACUGUUGUGAAGUCCUUACUGAAACGUAAGAAGUAAAAGAGAUUUGAUGGGGAAAAAAAGCAUAGAACGUUGUAAAAUUAAUUAU